AUGACUUCCGCAAACCUAGUCGAUGAUCACAUACAGCUGCAAAUAACUAGCUUUUCCGACCUCCAAACAGCGCUUAAAGACAUUGGUCAUGAAGCCUAUGGCUCACCGGCUGGAAGUCCGCAGCAACCAAUGCUCAGCUUCCCUGCGAACAACUCAACAGAAGAAGACCUAGUGUACUUGAACAGCACCGACUUCACUGUACCGUCUUCCAUCCGACUUAACGUCGAAAGCUCCCACAUGCUCGAGAGUUUGAUGCAACAGGCCGUAUCACAUUGGUGCUGCAUUGGAUUCAAAGUAGCACCGAUCAGCCUCGAUUUGAUCCGCGACUGGCACAGUGCACCUCCGGCGAUUGUGUACUGCGUAGCAUCAAUCAGCUUAGUCACAUUUAUAGAUCAUAAUGCGAGUCAAUCUUUCAUCAAGCAAGCGGCCAUGGUAUUUUACGAGCAAGCGCGACACAAGAUGGACGACGUGUUUGUUGAAGACAUGCAGCCCAUGAUAAUUCAAGCCUAUUUCUGCUUGAGCUACACAUCCAAUCUGCUACGGUUGUAUGAGCAGCAACGAACAUGGGGAGGACUGGCGUCCAUUGCUUUGCAACAGCAUACCAAAGACAUUGCCGCUGGCCGGCCUGUCGAUCGCAUGACCAUGAUGUGCUGGCUUCGCUGGUACUAUGUUGACGCAUGGAUGUGCCUUACCCUGAAUCGAGAAUGCCUGCUGGCAGACGAUACACCGCUACAACUGGCAGCACUCAGCAACAAUACCAACGACGACGACGACGCAUCAUUAUCGCUUCGGCCAGAAAAUUUCCAUGGUCUCUUUCAAUUUGCUGCUUUGACGCAGUACAUGCGUAUGUACAUUCGAGCGAUCCGAUCCGGCACCAUUUUUCAAGAAGGCACAACUUACCCUUCGUUACUCUAUCAAGAGAUAACCGUACAGUUAAAGCAGUGGUACGCCCAGCAGCAGCAUACCGAAAACCAUUUUCACUUGUGCUAUCACGCCAUGCGGCUCGUCAUUCUCUUCCAGUUCUUAAAUCCAGCGUCUUCUCCGCCACAAGACAUUUUGAUCGACUGUUUGGAAACCAACCUGGCCUUGUUGCAAGCAUUGCAGUAUCUCAAAGAAAUUGGCUGCGACCAGACAUUUUGCCGAAGAACAGCUGCGGAUCAACUUGAUGCUGUUGCGCGGUACUCAGGCUUAUAUCAACGACGUAUUCAAGGUGCGACUUUAUGCCGAAAAAAUCGAACAACAAUUCCGUGACCUCCAGAUUUCGAUUGAAGGCAGCACGAGUACCUGUAGUGGCAUAGUGUUUAAUAACAAUGGAUCGUUAUUAUCAUCACCUUCUUCUCAAGCUUCGUCGUCGUCUUCGGCAGGUAGGCCAUCCAACAGGCGGUCACUCUCUUUACCAGCUACAACGUCACUGCAGCCCAGCAAUUCGGGGUCCCCAUGCAUUUUUGUGUUUCGUCAAAAGCCGUUACCAACGCCAUCCACUACUCGAGUGCGCAAGUCAUCGCAUGACGAAAAGAUCAAAAAGGAUUCGCUUAAGCGUCAGUUUUCCUUUCCAUGUUCAUCGAAGAAGAAGAAGAAUUCUCCCCCCAAUACCUCAGUUCAAUAUUGCC
This is a messenger RNA of Zychaea mexicana, 1610 nucleotides long. RefSeq lists its product as uncharacterized. Bases 1 to 1251 code for a protein of 416 amino acids. Lineage: Eukaryota; Fungi; Mucoromycota; Mucoromycetes; Mucorales; Lichtheimiaceae. The transcript is spliced from 3 exons. The record is from RefSeq and is a predicted model, not a curated record.